Molecule: messenger RNA, 2618 nt
Organism: Phalaenopsis equestris
Lineage: Eukaryota; Viridiplantae; Streptophyta; Magnoliopsida; Asparagales; Orchidaceae
Product: cation/H(+) antiporter 15-like
Exons: 5
Coding region: 20-2572 (850 amino acids)
Biological process (GO): proton transmembrane transport; regulation of pH
Cellular component (GO): membrane; endomembrane system
Molecular function (GO): antiporter activity
Source: RefSeq, a predicted model, not a curated record
CCAAGCUGCCGGCGUCGCCAUGAAUGGAAGGGGUGGUUCAGCUCCUGAUGGCAUUCAUUUCCAGAACAGAGAGGUGGCUUGUUCUACCUGGCCGAGAGAACAAGACUUCAGGUGGUAUUCGUUCGGAGUCUUCUCUGGAGAGCCCUACAAUUUCUCCUUCCCGAUCCUGCUGACUCAGAUCGUCAUUAUUGCGUCCACUUCUCGCGUCCUCAACUUCCUCUUCCGCCCCUUCAAGCAGCUGCGCAUCAUCGGCGACAUCUUCGUAUUGUCAUCUUUAUUUUAUUAUGAAAUUCCGAUUCAACCGCAUUUAUUACUUUCAGAAUUAAUGAAUUCUAAUUCACCCAACCCGACCUGCAACAAUUUUCAGGCCGGCUUCCUGCUCGGUCCCGAAUUCCUGGGACGCCUACUGCCCGGCUACAGCGCCCUCCUAUUCUCUGACCGCGAGAUGAUGAUAAGCCACACCCUCUCCGCCGCCGGCAUCAUGCUCUACUGCUUCCUCGUCAGCGUCAAGAUGGACCCCGCCAUCGUCGCCCAAUCCGGCCGCCGGACUGUCAUCAUCGGUUUAUGCAACAGCAUCCUCCCCAUGAUCCUCAUGAUCCUCACCGCCAUACCCCUCCGCUCCCACAUCCCCUCUGCCAUCGCACAGAGCAACUUCAUCAUCUUCCUCGUCGCCCCUCUCAGCAUCACCAACUUCCCCGUCAUCGCCGACGCCCUCACCGAACUCCAACUCCUAAACACCGAGCUCGGCCGCCUAGCAUUAUCCGCCUCAUUGAUCAACACCAGCGUCGGAUGGUUGCUCUUCAUCUUCAUGAGCCAGGACAGGGGAGGGCUGGACAAGGCUUUCAAGAUGGUGUUUUCCAUGCUCAUCUUGGUGUUGCUCAUCGUCUUCCCGUUCAGGCGGUGGAUGCUGUGGAUCGUGAGGCGGACGCCGAAGGGGCAGCGGGUGGGAGAAUUCCAGGUAUUUGCGGUGUUGAUGUGCAUGUUGGGGGUGGCUGUGUUGAGCGAGAUGAUUGGGGCGACGAAUAUAAACGGGGUGGUGGCGUUGGGGUUGGUGAUACCGGAGGGGACGCCGCUGGGCGCGGCGCUGGUGGAGACGAUUGAGUUGGUGUCCAACGAGAUCAUGUUGCCUUUGUUUUAUGCUAAUGCGGGGAGGUACGUGAGCCUGGCGGCAUUGGUGCAUUGGAGGUCGUGGAUGGUGCUGAUGUGUCUGCUGGGAUUGGUGUAUGUGGCUAAGUUUGUGUGGACGUUUGUGCCGGCGGUGUAUUUUUGUAAGGUGCCGGCGCGCCAGGCUUUUAUAUUGGGGCUCAUCUUCAACAUCAGAGGCUUGGUGAAUCUAAUCACUUAUUACAAAUACAGAGUUCAGUCGCUACUGGAAGAUGAAAGCUUCUCAAUUGUGAUCUUCUCCUACCUUCUGGUCACCGUAAUCGUGACACCGACUGUGCAGAAGCUCUACCAGCCCUUACCUGAACGCCGCCAUUCAAACCGCCGGACCAUCCAGCACCUCAAACCCAACUCACAGCUCCGCCUCCUCGCCUGCGUACAGAACGAUGACCCCAUCCCCUGCAUCAUCAACUUACUCGAAUCCUCCUCCCCUGCAUCUCCUCCAGCUCCGGCGCCUCUCUUAGCCUGCGUUCUCCACCUCGAUGAGCAGCCCGGCCGCGCCGACUCCAUACUCAUCGCUCACAGCAACAGUAAGGGCUUCCUUAAUCCUAAAAACAUGGACCGCCUCCACAACGCCUUUACGCACUAUGAGAAGAGCAAGGAUGGCCUGAUCGAAGUUCGGCCAUACACAUCCAUCUCCCCUUCUCAUAACAUGUGUCAGGAAAUCUGCGCGCUUGCCGCGCAGGAGAAUGUUGCUUUGGUUAUCGUCCCGGUGACCAGGAGGAGUAAAAUCUAUGGCGGGAGCGGACAUGUUGAAGACUAUGCUCUGCGCAGCGCAAUCCCCAAAAUUCUCGCCCAGGUAUAUAUGGAGCCAAAAGCAGAAAAAUUAUUACCUCACGGACAUGUUGAAGACUAUGCUCUGCGCAGCGCAAUCCCCAAAAUUCUCGCCCAGGCCCCCUGCUCUGUCGGCCUGCUCGUCCACCAGGGCCUCCAGGAACCGUUGUUCAACUCCCCAUCCAAAUUCCAACAGCAUAUCGGAGUGCUCUUCUGGAGCGGUCCGGACUCCCGAGAGGCUCUCGCAUACGCCUCCCAAAUGGCCCGGCACUCCGGCGUCAACCUCACCGUGACCCGAUUCUUCGCCGCAUCAGAGGAGGUGCAGAACAAAACGCAGGCUUUGCUUGAUGACGAGGUAAUGGCGGUGUUUCAGCUGGAAAACGCUGGAAAUGAGAGAGUCACGGUUCAAGAGAUAGUUGUGGAGGACAUGGAGCAUGCCAUAUGUGUUAUCCGGGAAGUCGGCUGCGGGGGCUACGAUUUCGUGGUGGUGGGCCUGCGGUUUGGAUGGCGGUCGCCGGUGCUGGAGAGGCUGGAGGAAUGGUGCGAGAAUCCAGAGCUUGGUGUGAUAGGGGAUGUCAUGGCUUCGCUUGAGUUCGACCGUUGCUUCUCAGUUCUAGUAGUGCAGCAGAAGACGUAGUGGUGUUUGAGAGUGUUGGAGGAGAUGAAGGGAACUAAUGAACAUU